Molecule: messenger RNA, 1248 nt
Organism: Tripterygium wilfordii
Lineage: Eukaryota; Viridiplantae; Streptophyta; Magnoliopsida; Celastrales; Celastraceae
Product: galactomannan galactosyltransferase 1-like
Exons: 1
Coding region: 1-1248 (415 amino acids)
Cellular component (GO): endosome; membrane; trans-Golgi network
Molecular function (GO): galactosyltransferase activity
Source: RefSeq, a predicted model, not a curated record
AUGAUCACAUUGAAGGAGAAGACUCGGUUUCGGGUGUCUCCAUUGGCAAGAACCAUUCUUGGCUUAUCGGUAGCUGCUUCGAUCGUCUGGUUUCUUCGAUCGCUAAGAAACCCUAACCCUAAUAGCUUUGAUAUUCUAGACACUAAACCCAUGAGCGUGCAUGAAGAUUCACCGGAGCGUAAUUUCUACGAUGAUCCCAACCUCAGCUACUCAAUCGAUAAGAGUGUCAAAGAUUGGGAUGCCAAGAGAAGGAAUUGGCUUAAACGACAUCGCCCCGAUCGCGAUCGAAUCCUAGUGAUCACCGGAUCGCAGCCGUUGAAAUGUCAGAAUGAAAAUGGUGAUCAUUUGUUACUGAGGAUGUUCAAGAACAAGGUUGAUUAUUGCAGAAUUCAUGGCUACGAAAUCUAUUACAACAAUGCCUUCUUGCAUCCCAAAAUGGGUGGGUAUUGGGCCAAGUACCCAAUCAUACGGGCCGCAAUGCUGGCCCAUCCGGAGGCCGAGUGGAUAUGGUGGAUUGAUGCUGAUGCAGUUUUCACAGACAUGGAUUUCAAGGUCCCAAUUGAGAGGUACAAAAGCCACAACCUUGUCAUAAAUGGUUGGCCCAAUAUGAUCUACAAGGACCGUAGUUGGGUUGGGCUGAAUGCAGGAGUGUUCUUGAUCCGGAACUGUCAAUGGUCCAUGACGUUGAUGGAAGUAUGGGCCGGAAUGGGCCCACAGACUCCGAGGUACCAAAACUGGGGCAAAAUCCAGAAAUCAGUACUAAAAGACAAGGUAUUUCCAGCCUCAGAUGAUCAAUCAGGCCUCAUAUACCUUCUCUUGAAACAAAACAAAAGGUGGGCUGACAAAAUAUACCUGGAGACUGAGUAUGGUUUACAUGGUUAUUGGUUGAACUUAGUGGACACAUAUGAGAAGGUGAACAAAGGGUAUAUUGAAAUAGAGAAAGGAGUGCAGAAGCUGAGGAGGAGACAUGCAGAGAAGCAAAGUGAAGUGUAUGGAGAGCUGUGGGAGUUGUAUAUAAAGGACACAACCUUUAAGAGAAGGCCUUUUAUUACACACUUCACAGGAUGUCAACCAUGUAAUGGUGAACACAAUCCUGCUUAUACUAGACAGCAAUGUUUGAAGGGUAUGGAGAAUGCUUUGAAUUAUGCAGAUAACCAGGUGCUGAGACAAUAUGGUUUUGUUCAUCCCAAUUUGUCGGAUUCAUCAGUGACUCAGUUGCCGUUCGAUUUCCCAGCUUCUUCAGGCUAG